UAUACCUUUGGUUCAUCCGGAUGCGCGAAAGGAAUUGUCCAGUAAGUGGAUUAAUGCUAAAAAAAAGGCUAAGGAAUUGCAUUCCCUACUUAAAGAAAACGCGACUGGAUUCAAUGUUAGUGACGGAUGGCUCCAGAGUUUUAAGAAAAGAUACGGAGUUAGAUUGCUUAAAGUAUCUGGAGAAAAACUCUCAUCGCAGCCUCAAUUGGUUGAUCCAUUUAAACUGAAACUAAAACAAAAAAUUGGGGAAAUGGAGUUAUGUAAUGACCAAUUGUAUAAUGCUGACAAAUCUGGUUUAUUCUGGAAGCUUUUGCCAGAUAAGACCUAUGUCUCAUCGCAUGAAAAAACUGCUCCAGGAACAAAGACGAAGAAGCAGCGUAUAACAUUUCUCUGUUGCGCAAAUGCAUCGGGUGCACAUAAAUUUAAACUUUUAGGAAUUGGUAAGGCAAAAAAUCCACGCAGCUUUAAACACUUUAGUUGCCCUACGGAUUAUAAGAACUCGAAAUCAGCCUGGAUGACGUCUGCCAUUUUUAAACAUUGGUUCCAUCAAUCUUUUGUGCCACAGGUAAGAUUGUUUCUAAAGCGGAAGAACUUACCAAUAAAGGCACUAUUACUUAUUGACAACACUCCCUCUCAUCCAAGUGAAGCAGAAUUAAAAACUGAAGAUGGAAAUAUAAUUUCCGCCAAAUGUCACCCCUCUUAUCCAACCUAUGGAUCAAAAUGCGAUUAAAAUAACGAAGUUAUAUUACAGAAACAGUUUGUUGGCUUCAAUAGCAGCAAAAAACUUAGAUUUGCUUGAAUCAAUGAAAAAUGUAAUGUUGAAAGAUGCUGUUACCCUUUUAUCUGUCGCGUGGGAUCGGGUCAGCACAGAAACUCUUGCCAAUUGUUGGAAAAACAUUUUAAGUUUAAUGGGAAACGAGGAGGACCCUGAAUAUAACAUUCCAUUAAGCAUCCUGAAAGACAAAUGGAGUGCAGAAAUAAACUCUUUAAUGCGAAUGUCAGUUGAUCUCCUUCAGGACUUGAGUCCUCAGGUUGAGUUUACAUUGCCAAUGGUUCGAGAGUGGAACGAUGACCCUUGUGUUGAUGAUACCACCGAAAUCCAUGAAAUCACCGAAAUCCAUGAAAUUGAAGAAAGUGACGAUGAUGAUUGUAUUGCCGAAGACCCCAUAAAGAAAAUUGCCGCAAGUGAGGCAGUUGAAAUCUUUAACAAGGCAUUGCAAUGGGCUGGAGAUGCAAUGGUUGAUCAAAGCGACAUGAGAGUACUUAGACGCUUAAGGGAGAAAGCAGUAUUUCAGCUAUUAGAAAGGAAAAAGCAGCAGAAAAAGAUAAUGAAUAAAUCUAAUGUGAAAUUUUAUUCGCAAUUUAAUAUGUAUGUUCAUACCCAUGAACAUACUAAUGGCAAUAAUAAAAUACUUUGA
Molecule: messenger RNA, 1418 nt
Organism: Zeugodacus cucurbitae (melon fly)
Lineage: Eukaryota; Metazoa; Arthropoda; Insecta; Diptera; Tephritidae
Exons: 3
Coding region: 711-1418 (235 amino acids)
Molecular function (GO): nucleic acid binding
Source: RefSeq, a predicted model, not a curated record